CGGCGGCUGUGGGCUGUGGUUUACUGAUCCCCAUGCAGACGAUACCGGACCAUGGAGGCCGCUGCGAAUCGCUUACAGAAGGAGGCUAAGGGAUACUUGGACUCAUUGCGAGCCAUGACGGCUUCGCAGAUGCGCAUUGCGGAAACGAUAGAUGCUUUCUACGGUGAUGCCGGGGCCAAAGACGGCGUGAGCAGGAGCUACAAACAGGCUGUCGAAGACCUGGAUGCCGAGACCAUCAAAGCACUGGAUGGUCCUUACAGGACAACCGUGCUUGAUCCGAUAUCCCGCUUCUGUGCAUACUUCCCUGAUGUUAACGAGUGCAUCAAGAAGAGAAACAACAAGCUGCUCGAUUACGAUGCCAUGAGGGCCAAAGUGAAGCGACUGGUCGAAAAGCCCGACAAGGACGCUACGAAGCUGCCUCGCACUGAGCGAGAACUCGAGAUGGCCAAGCAGGCGUACGAACAGCUGAAUGAACAACUAUUUACUGAACUUCCUCAACUUAUUGACUUGCGUGUUCCGUACCUCGACCCCAGCUUUGAAGCCCUGGUGAAGAUACAACUGCGCUUCUGUGCGGAAGCAUACUCUCGUAUGGCUCAAGUGCAACAGUAUCUCGAUGCCGAGACAAGAGACCAAUACGCGCGGGGUGAUUUGGAUAACAGGGUAGAAGAGGUUCUCCAGGAGAUUCGGGAUUUAAGCAUAGCGGGUACUGUUUAAUGUUUUCUUCGUGUGGUCACUGAACGUGAUCCUUGAUACGUUUGUGCGCAAUAUAUCAUCCGAUUUUAUCUUAUUCUUAACAAGUCAAUAAUGAUUGCCGCUGGGAAAUCCAACGC
Molecule: messenger RNA, 830 nt
Organism: Aspergillus nidulans FGSC A4
Lineage: Eukaryota; Fungi; Ascomycota; Eurotiomycetes; Eurotiales; Aspergillaceae
Product: amphiphysin-like protein RVS161
Exons: 3
Coding region: 52-714 (220 amino acids)
Biological process (GO): mitotic actomyosin contractile ring assembly; endocytosis; actin cortical patch localization
Cellular component (GO): medial cortex; cytoplasm; cytoskeleton
Source: RefSeq, a predicted model, not a curated record